UACCUCGCGAGUACGGACCUCAUAAGAUGGCGGUUGGGUCGCCUCCCCACGGCGGUGCCGCCACUCUCAACAUGGUAGCUGUUUACCCCGUAUUUCUCCAGCCCUCUCCGCCCCAACUUCCUCGUUGUUUUGAAUAAACUUUAUUGACUACUCCGAAUUGCCUACCACCGCCACUGAGCAUCUCCCAGCGACUUUCCGGACUGCUUUUCUCCAACCCGGCCGCCGGUUCGUCUCUUUCUUCGUUGGUUUGCCCGCGGCGAUCUCCUGCCAGCCCAGCGACGCCGCCGCUAGCCCGUUCAUUGGGCGGCCGCCGGACUAGGCCCGAGCCGAGGGCUCCAGUAGGCCCUAACGGCCGGGCCCGAGGCAGAGCUGUGGAGAAAGCUGCCCUGAAGCACCGCCGGGCGGCCAGCGAGACCCAGCGGGUGGUUCGAGGCCUUGGUCCAGAGGGGACGCGUGCUGCCGCCUCCUGCUCCUUUUGAAGCUAAGAACCUGGCCCACUGCAGAACACUCCAAGGCCUGGUGAAGAUGGCUUCAGUACCAGUGUAUUGCCUCUGUCGGCUGCCUUACGAUGUGACCCGCUUCAUGAUCGAGUGUGACAUGUGCCAGGACUGGUUUCAUGGCAGUUGUGUUGGUGUUGAAGAGGAGAAGGCUGCUGACAUUGACCUCUACCACUGCCCCAAUUGUGAGGUCUUACAUGGGCCCUCCAUUAUGAAAAAACGCCGUGUAUCUUCAAAAGGCCAUGAUACACACAAGGGGAAGCCAGUGAAGACGGGAAGCCCUACAUUCAUUCGAGAGCUCCGGAGUAGGACCUUUGACAGUUCAGAUGAAGUGAUUCUGAAGCCCACUGGAAGUCAGCUGACUGUGGAAUUCCUGGAAGAGAAUAGCUUCAGUGUGCCCAUCCUGGUCUUGAAGAAAGAUGGAUUGGGGAUGACGUUGCCCUCACCAUCAUUCACUGUGAGGGAUGUGGAACACUAUGUUGGUUCUGACAAAGAAAUUGAUGUGAUUGAUGUGGCCCGCCAGGCCGACUGCAAGAUGAAGCUUGGUGAUUUUGUGAAAUAUUAUUAUAGCGGGAAGAGGGAGAAAGUCCUCAAUGUUAUUAGUUUGGAAUUCUCUGAUACCAGGCUUUCUAACCUUGUGGAGACACCCAAGAUUGUUCGGAAGCUCUCAUGGGUGGAGAACUUGUGGCCAGAGGAGUGUAUCUUUGAGAGGCCCAAUGUGCAGAAGUACUGCCUCAUGAGCGUGCGGGAUAGCUAUACAGACUUUCACAUUGACUUUGGUGGCACCUCGGUCUGGUACCAUGUGCUCAAGGGUGAGAAGAUCUUCUACCUGAUCCGUCCAACAAAUGCCAACCUGACUCUCUUUGAGUGCUGGAGCAGCUCCUCUAACCAGAAUGAGAUGUUCUUUGGGGACCAGGUGGACAAGUGCUACAAGUGUUCUGUGAAGCAAGGACAGACACUUUUCAUUCCUACAGGAUGGAUUCAUGCUGUGCUGACCCCCGUGGACUGCCUUGCCUUUGGAGGGAAUUUCUUACACAGCCUUAAUAUUGAAAUGCAACUCAAAGCCUAUGAGAUUGAGAAGCGGUUGAGCACAGCAGACCUCUUCAAGUUCCCCAACUUUGAGACCAUCUGUUGGUAUGUGGGAAAGCACAUCCUGGACAUUUUUCGAGGUUUGCGAGAAAACAGGAGACACCCUGCCUCCUACCUGGUCCAUGGUGGUAAAGCCCUGAACUUGGCCUUUAGAGCCUGGACAAAGAAAGAAGCUCUGCCAGACCACGAGGAUGAAAUCCCGGAGACAGUGAGGACUGUUCAGCUCAUUAAAGAUCUGGCUAGGGAGAUCCGCCUGGUGGAAGAUAUCUUCCAACAGAACGUUGGGAAGACGAGCAAUAUCUUUGGGCUGCAGAGGAUCUUCCCAGCCGGCUCCAUUCCCUUAACCAGGCCAGCCCAUUCCACUUCAGUAUCCAUGUCCAGGCUGUCACUGCCCUCCAAAAGUGGUUCAAAGAAGAAAGGCCUGAAGCCCAAGGAAUUCUUCAAGAAGGCAGAGCGAAAGGGCAAGGAGAGCUCAGCCUUGGGGCCUGCUGGCCAAUUGAGCUAUAAUCUCAUGGAUACAUACAGUCAUCAGGCACUGAAGACAGGCUCUUCCCAGAAAGCAAAGUUCAACAUCACUGGCACCUGCUUGAAUGACUCAGAUGAUGACUCGCCAGACUUGGACCUUGAUGGGAAUGAGGGCCCGCUGGCCCUAUUGAUGUCUAAUGGCAGUACCAAGAGGGUGAAGAACUUAUCCAAGUCUCGGCGAGCCAAGAUCGUGAAGAAGGCAGACAAGGCUAGGGUGGUGUCAGAACAGGUGAUGGAGGAUGAAUUGGACUUGGAUUCAGAUGAUGAACUGCAGAUUGAUGAGAGACUGGGAAAGGAGAAGGCGACCCUGAUAAUAAGACCAAAAUUUCCCCGAAAGUUGCCUCGUGCGAAGCCUUGCUCUGACCCCAAUCGAGUUCGUGAACCAGGAGAAGUUGAGUUUGACAUUGAGGAGGACUAUACAACAGAUGAGGACCUUGUAGAAGGGGUCGAAGGCAAGCUUGGAAAUGGGAGUGGAGCCGGUGGAAUUCUUGAUCUGCUCAAGGCCAGCAGGCAGGUGGGGGGACCUGACUAUGCUGCCCUCACCGAGGCUCCUGCCUCUCCCAGCACUCAGGAGGCUAUCCAAGGCAUGCUGUGCAUGGCCAACUUGCAGUCCUCAUCAUCCUCACCAGCUACCUCCAGCCUGCAGGCCUGGUGGACUGGGGGGCAGGACCGAAGCAGCACGAGCUCCAACAGUGGGCUAGGCACAGUGUCUAGCAGUCCUGCUUCCCAGCGCACCCCAGGGAAGCGCCCCAUCAAGCGGCCAGCCUACUGGAAAACCGAAAGCGAGGAGGAAGAGGAGAAUGCCAGUCUUGAUGAACAGGACAGCUUGGGAGCAUGCUUCAAGGAUGCAGAGUAUA
Messenger RNA from Capra hircus (goat), 2968 nucleotides. RefSeq names its product histone lysine demethylase PHF8. Lineage: Eukaryota; Metazoa; Chordata; Mammalia; Artiodactyla; Bovidae. Gene Ontology annotation, biological process: protein demethylation; regulation of transcription by RNA polymerase II. Gene Ontology annotation, molecular function: histone demethylase activity; transcription coregulator activity. The record is from RefSeq and is a predicted model, not a curated record.